AACACUUUUAUAAGUAAUUACCCUUCAAACACUUAAUAUCAAGAGAUGGCUACUGUUGCCAAGGAGCUACCAAAGGUGUACACAGAGAACUCAUGGAUGGAGGAGAGGAACGGCGAUAGGGGCAUGCUUAAAUACCCGAGAGAGCUCGACAUUACUAAUGUUGAUGACGGUAAAUCCUGGGUCUGGCACUCCCUGGUCUUCGGAAGCAUCGGUAGAUUGGGGAUGGAGGCACCGAAACUGAUGGGGACGACGCAUGUGGAGAUCCGUGGAGAUUUCAAGAUGUCGAAACUGACACCGGGUCUCAAGUAUCAGGCAGUGCUACUGUGCAUGAAGACUAACGGUAACGAAGGAUGGGAUUCCUGCCCUUUGAACGUAGAGCUUAACCUUCCCGAUGGAACCACACAAAAACGCAAAGUAGACCUGACCAAAUUCCCAACGGAUGAGUUUGUGAUGAUGGUGCUCGGUUACUUUGAGGCCGUUGAGAGCGGCGACAUCACUUUCUCUGUCGUUGACACUUCAAACUGCGUGAAGAAGGGAUUCGUUGUUAAGGAUGCUGCCCUCCGUCCACUCCCCCGUUGAUCUCCUAUAGAUAUUGUGAAUGAACAUUUGAAGAGUUAAUAAUGAA
Messenger RNA from Asparagus officinalis (garden asparagus), 625 nucleotides. Its product is annotated as protein PHLOEM PROTEIN 2-LIKE A1-like. Bases 46 to 579 code for a protein of 177 amino acids. NCBI's taxonomy places the organism in Eukaryota, Viridiplantae, Streptophyta, Magnoliopsida, Asparagales, Asparagaceae. The transcript has 3 exons. The record is from RefSeq and is a predicted model, not a curated record.